Diceros bicornis minor is the source of this 1493-nucleotide messenger RNA. Its product is annotated as olfactory receptor 4D10-like. Bases 228 to 1163 code for a protein of 311 amino acids. The transcript has a single exon. Gene Ontology annotation, cellular component: membrane. Lineage: Eukaryota; Metazoa; Chordata; Mammalia; Perissodactyla; Rhinocerotidae. Gene Ontology annotation, molecular function: olfactory receptor activity; G protein-coupled receptor activity. The record is from RefSeq and is a predicted model, not a curated record. Gene Ontology annotation, biological process: G protein-coupled receptor signaling pathway.
UUUACAGGAAAAGAAUUACUGAAUGACUUUGCAUGUGAUAAUUUGAUUUGGUCACCAAACCGACUGCAAUCUUCAAAAUUUGGACAACUCAACUAAUUGCAAUACCACAGCCAAAGGAGGAACAUACUGAAUUGCAUUCUUACUGCUUAGGAAGACAAGAAAAUAAAUAGCCAAGUAUUUUCAAAUGAAGCAGCUUGAAACAAAAGAGAGAGAAAGAAGAUGACUCAAUGGAGUGGAAAAACUGCACCAGGGUAAAAGAAUUUAUUUUCCUUGGCCUAACCCAGAAUCAAGACCUGAACUUGGUCUUAUUUCUUUUCCUACUUUUGGUGUAUCUGACAACUCUGCUGGGAAACCUCCUCAUCAUGCUCACUGUGACCUGUGAAUGCCACCUUCACACACCCAUGUAUUUUUUGCUCCGUAAUUUAUCUAUUGCCGACAUCUGCUUUUCCUCCAUCACAACACCCAAGGUUCUGGUGGACCUUCUGUCACAGAGAAAGACCAUCUCCUUCAAUGGCUGUUUCAUCCAGACGUUUUUCUUCCACCCUGUUGGCGGAGCAGAUGCAUUUUCUUUGUCAGUGAUGGCAAUAGAUCGGUAUGUGGCCAUCUCCAAGCCCCUGCACUAUGUGACCAUCAUGAGUGGAGGCCGUUGCAUUGGGUUAAUAGCUGCCUCUUGGGUUGGGGGUUUUGUCCACUCCAUCGUGCAGAUUUGCCUGUUGUUGCCUCUCCCAUUCUGUGGACCCAAUGUUCUUGACACCUUCUACUGUGAUGUCCCCCAGGUCCUCAAACUCGCCAGUACAGACACUUUUGCACUUGAGCUGCUGAUGAUUUCCAAUAAUGGACUGCUCACCACACUGUGGUUUAUCAUCCUGCUUGUGUCCUACACAGUCAUCCUAAUGAUGCUGAGGUCUCAGGCAGGGGAGGGCAGGAGGAAAGCCAUCUCCACCUGCACCUCACACGUCCUUGUGGUCACCCUGCACUUUGCGCCCUGCAUCUAUGUCUACGCCCGGCCCUUCACUUCUCUCACCACGGACAGAGCUGUCUCCAUCACCUUCACAGUCAUCUCCCCUCUGCUGAACCCCUUGAUCUACACACUGAGGAACCAGGAAAUGAAGUCAGCCGUGAGGAGACUGAAGAGAAUAUUUGUGCCUUCUGAUAUGGUAUAGACUAAUCACUCUCUCUCUCAACACCUGUGAAAAUGUUUGUGCAUCAAAUCAAUUGUAUUGACUAAAGGAUUUCUAAAUAAUUUUUAUAUUUCAAUGAAGAUACACAUGACUUUCAAAGAUUCUGAACAAACAAAGUAAAAAGAUGGGCUUCAUGUUACAAAAGGAAGUAGAGAAAUUAAAUUGUUAGCAGGAGAGGUGGAUAUUGCUUUUGCAAUACAGCCUUGGAAGAAAUAAAGAAAGCAGAUUUGAAAUAUACCCAAUUUUAUCACAUUGGAAUUGUUGUGGGUUUUUUUUUUUCUAGCUCUAGCGUGCUGUAAUUAACAAGUAAAA